AUGCGCUUGAAACACUUGUCGGCGACCUCUUGCGAAGCUCGGAUUCGCACGCCGUCUGUCUUACGCUGGGAGUCGACCGUGCCCCUGCCGGAAAACCUUGAAAGCCCUUGCAGCUGGCAUUGCACGGUCCCUUCCAUGGCCCUUGAUGAGAGCGGAUCCCCACCGGCGUUCAGGUCCCCGUACGUACUACCCUACGGCCUGGCGCCUGCAAGCUGCGUGCUGCGUGCUGAAAAGCAUCAUGUGGUUGGCAGCAGCAGUUCAAGCCUCUUUUGGCUCGACGUGAAUGUCUGCAUUGCAUAUGAUAUCACAUGUGCUGGGACGCAGGAAACGGGCAAAUGGCACGGAAAGCAGUUUGGAGCGCGGUUGUUCAAGUUGGAUGAGGUCAUAAGCGUGGCGGACCCGAUGUGGGCAUGCCAGCCUUCCGAAUUCACGAUCCGAAAGCCGCCAGCCACAGUGGUGACUGAUGGGUCCACGAUACUGCCACUCCCAGUCGAAGUAUUUUGCUCGGAAUGCGUAGGCAGGGGAGGCGUGGCGAUACUGCGAUGGCAUUACUGGUCUGGGCGCCUGGAUUUUGCGCAGCCGAGAGUCAGAGGCUGGUUUGGACGUAUCGGUAGUGAAACGGGAGGCUCCGCCGGCACGGACAGGCAGGGGAGGGGACGAUCGGCUUGGAUCGUGUGA
This is a messenger RNA of Purpureocillium lilacinum, 678 nucleotides long. NCBI's taxonomy places the organism in Eukaryota, Fungi, Ascomycota, Sordariomycetes, Hypocreales, Ophiocordycipitaceae. The record is from RefSeq and is a predicted model, not a curated record.